AAAGCUAGCUAGCCAACUUACUACUCCUACUAGCUCUUCUCUACUCGUUGCUCUCCGGCAGCAAAGCGAGCUAGCUCCACUUCAUUAAGCCACGCCUCACACCUCCUUUGCUCCUACAAAAAUGGGCAGCUUGGACACCAACCCAAUGUCCUUCUCCGCCUUGCCCAACGACAAGGCCGCGUUCGAGCCGCUCAACCCCGAAGAUGUCCGCGCAUACCUUCACAAGGCUGUCGACUUCAUCUCCGACUACUACACCAACGUCGAGUCCAUGCCUGUUCUCCCUAACGUGAAGCCCGGAUACCUGCAAGACGAGCUCAGUGCGUCCCCGCCAACCUACUCCGCGCCAUUUGAUGUCACCAUGAAGGAGCUCAGGACCUCCAUCGUCCCCGGCAUGACGCACUGGGCUAGCUCAAACUUCUUCGCCUUCUUCCCGUCCACGAACAGCGCCGCUGCCAUCGCCGGCGACCUCAUCGCCUCUGCCAUGAACUCCGUUGGAUUCACGUGGCAGGCCUCGCCUGCAGCCACCGAGAUGGAGGUUCUCGCUCUCGACUGGCUUGCGCAGCUUCUGCGCCUACCCACUACCUUCAUGAACCGCACCAGCAAUGGUCGUGGCACUGGUGGCGGCGUCAUCCUUGGCACAACAAGCGAGGCAAUGCUUGUCACGCUAGUCGCCGCUCGUGAUGCAGCGCUGCGCCGAACCGGCUCCGUCGGCGUGUCCGACAUCCCACGCUUGACUGUGUAUGCUGCCGACCAGACCCACUCCACGUUCUUCAAGGCGUGUCGCCUCGCAGGCUUCGACCCCGCCAACAUCCGCUCCAUCCCCACGGGGCCGGAAACUAACUACGGGCUCGACCCGGCCAAACUUCUCGAGGCAAUGCAAGCUGAUGCCAACGCCGGUCUUGUGCCUACAUAUGUUUGUGUCACGGUGGGCACCACGUCUUCCAACGCCGUCGACCCGGUGGGCGCCGUUGCAGACAUUGCCGCCAUGUUCAAUGCGUGGGUCCACGUCGAUGCUGCCUACGCUGGCAGUGCGUGUAUCUGCCCGGAGUUUCGCCACCAUCUCGACGGCGUUGAGCGCGUGGACUCCAUUAGCAUGAGUCCGCACAAAUGGCUUCUCACAUGCCUCGAUUGCACCUGCCUUUACGUCCGUGAUGCUCAUCGGCUAAGCGACUCGUUGGAGACCAACCCGGAGUACCUCAAAAACGACGCUACCGAGUCUGGUGAGGUCACCGAUCUUAAGGACAUGCAGGUCGGCGUCGGUCGGCGCUUUCGCGGGCUCAAGCUUUGGAUGGUCAUGCGCACUUACGGUACUGCAAAGCUCCAAGAGCACAUCCGUAGUGAUGUCGCCAUGGCCAAGAUGUUUGAAGAUUUUGUUAGUGCCGACGGUAGGUUCGAGGUGGUCGUGCCGAGAAACUUUGCUCUUGUGUGCUUUAGGAUCAAGGCAAGUGGAGCCAUGACGGAGGAGGAUGCCGAUGAGGUCAACCGUGUACUAAUGGAGAAUCUGAACAAGACUGGCAAGGCAUAUCUUGCGCACACGGUGGUUGGUGAUAAGUUUGUGCUUCGGUUCGCCGUUGGGUCGUCGCUGCAAGAGGAGAGACAUGUGAGAAGUGCCUGGGACCUCAUCAAGAAGACUACGAGCAGUAUCAUGAAUUAAGUGGACGGACCGGCUGACACAGAAAGUUCCAUGAGUUACAUAUAUCCGUAUAUUUAGGGUACGGAUAUUCUUUUAAAUUUUAUCUAUUUAUUCAUUUUGCUUCAGUUCUGAUUAUUAUGUAUCAUGUGGUUCUUAUUCGGUUUUGUGAUCUAUAUACCGACCGACGGAAUAUACGUAGCAGGCCGGUACAAAAAAAAAUUGAUUAUAGACUGUAA
This is a messenger RNA of Triticum aestivum (bread wheat), 1869 nucleotides long. RefSeq names its product tryptophan decarboxylase 1. Gene Ontology annotation, cellular component: cytoplasm. NCBI's taxonomy places the organism in Eukaryota, Viridiplantae, Streptophyta, Magnoliopsida, Poales, Poaceae. Gene Ontology annotation, biological process: carboxylic acid metabolic process; amino acid metabolic process. The record is from RefSeq and is a predicted model, not a curated record. Bases 122 to 1654 code for a protein of 510 amino acids. Gene Ontology annotation, molecular function: carboxy-lyase activity; pyridoxal phosphate binding. The transcript has a single exon.